GCUUACUUUUUUUUUAAUAUCCAGUGCAAAUCUAUUCGCGAUAUCCACGCUUUUUUAUUGUUACGAUAAUGUAGAACUUUACUUUAUUAAUCGCCCAUUUUAGUGUUUAUAGUUUCAAUUAUAACAUAUGAGUACUGUUUGUGAGUAAUCCUUACAAAAUGGUUUCCGGAAAUACAAGAGUGAUACAAGUAACCAAUAUCGCGCCGCAAGCGACGAAGGAUCAGAUGCAAACCCUCUUUGGUUAUUUAGGUAAAAUAGACGACAUAAGACUUUAUCCAACUAUUAGAGACGUAUCUUGUCCCGUACAAUCGCGAAUAUGUUAUGUAAAAUACUACGAUUCUGCAACAGUAAAUGUUGCACAGCAUAUGACCAAUACUGUAUUCAUAGAUAGAGCAUUGAUUGUAAUCCCGAUGCAGUCAGGAGAGAUACCAGAUGAACAUAAGGCUCUAGAGAUGUCAAGCAAUGGUACCCUAGUACCCGGCCUGAGCAGCGUGGAACCGCGUCUCCCAGCACAUGUUAUCAAUGCUUUAGAGGGUGUACCACCUAACCAGGUUAUUCAAACUCAUGAUCCUAAAAUGGUAGCGGCAGGAUUACCGCCGUACCCACCACUUCCAGCUGCUUAUGACUCAAGGAAAAUUGAAGAGAUUAGAAGAACACUGUUAGUUGGUGAAUUAGGCAACUUGACCCAUCAACAUUUGAUAGACCACUUCUGCCAAGCUGGGGAAGUGAAGUACUUGCGAUUCUGUGAACGAGAUGCUGACAAGCUUAAAUAUGCUUUAGUAGAGAUGUCAGAGCAAGAAAGUGUGAUUAAGGCCCUGCAACUGAAUGGCUCUACUGUGGAUGGUCAAACUAUUAAGGUUCAUCAUGCAACUCAGGCUAUUUCUAAACCACAAACAAAGAGCAAUGAAGCAGCACAGCGAGAAAUUGAGGAAGCAAUGUGCCGUGUAAAGGAAGCCCAGAACCUUAUUUCUGCUGCUAUAGAUCCUGUUAUUGGUCUGCUUUCUAAAGACAAACGAAGAACACGUUCCCGGUCGCGGUCGCGUCGCCGGUCACGGUCGCGUUCGCGCCGAUCCCGUUCGCGACACCGCAGCAAGCGCUCCCGAUCUCGUUCCCGACACAGAUCUCGGCGCUCGCGAUCUCGCCAUAGACACCGUACCAGGUCGCGUUCGCGUCAUCGUAGUUCUCGCCGCUCACGUUCCAGGUCUCGUCACCGUAGUACUCGUUCCAAGCGAGAUCGCUCACGUGAUAAAGAUCGCGAUCGCAAGGACAAGAAAGACUCCAACGAUAAAGAGAAAAAAGAGAAAUCCAAGUCACCUGCCAAAGAAAUUGAAAAGGAAGAAAAGGAGGAAGUUAAAACCGAAACUUCUGAAACCAAUGGACAUGGUUCUGAAGAAAAAUCAAAGGCAUCUACUCCAGCAGAUGAUAAAGAAAAGGAAACUGAAAAAGAAAAAGAAAGAUCACCUUCUAAAAAACGGGACAGGUCGCGGUCUCGUGAGAAGAAACGUGAUCGUUCUCGUUCUAGAAGGUCAAGAUCCAGAUCGCGUAGAAAACGCUCACGGUCGCGCAGAAGGACUCGAUCUCGUGAUAGAAAGAGGUCCCGGUCCAGAGAUCGUAAAAGGUCAAGAUCUAGAGACAGAAAGAGGUCACGCUCGCGGGACCGAAAGAGAUCCAGAUCCAGAGAUAGAAAACGCUCAAGGUCGCGCGAUAGAAAGCGAUCGCGUUCAAGAGAUAGAAAACGGUCUCGUUCCAGGAGCCGUCGAUCUAAGAGCCGAUCACAUAGAGACUCCAAAACUCCUCAUGAUCGCCGAACCAGAGACAAAAGCCCUAAUCUCCCAACCGUAGAGGAAAAAGAUACUUCGGUGGUAGAAAAUAAAGCUCCUGAUAUAGGCGAAGAAAAGAAUUCACCAGAUAAUAUGGAUAUCUCUAACUCUCCAUAAAUUUUGACAUUACCUUACAUUAUGGAUAUUAUUCACGGUUUCUUUUUUAUUUAGGAGUCAUACUAAGAAAUGUGUUAGACUUUCUUUAUUAAUAAAUGAUAUGACUUAA
Galleria mellonella (greater wax moth) is the source of this 2046-nucleotide messenger RNA. RefSeq names its product probable splicing factor, arginine/serine-rich 7 (gene Srp54). Bases 159 to 1937 code for a protein of 592 amino acids. Gene Ontology annotation, cellular component: nucleoplasm. The transcript is spliced from 4 exons. Gene Ontology annotation, molecular function: RNA binding. The record is from RefSeq and is a predicted model, not a curated record. NCBI's taxonomy places the organism in Eukaryota, Metazoa, Arthropoda, Insecta, Lepidoptera, Pyralidae.